AUGAAUUUCACAGGAGCAUCUCUGCUGGCAACAACUGAAAUUAAAAGAAAAUUAUGGAACGGAUGUAUUAACAUUAAGGUGGUAUUGCCACAUGAUAGUGAGGAUAUCGAAUAUUUAAUUAAUAUUCCUAGAAAUUCAUAUUUGCCAAUUCACUUCCAGCAAUUAAUUUCAUAUUUCCAAAAUUAUGUGUCGUAUGAGAUUUAUAAGCAAGCACUUUGGUUUGAAUAUGAAGGUGUACCUAUAGCCUGGAAUUUACCUGUAGGUGUACUAUACGAUUACUUGUAUUUGCCAAGUGUGAUUCAAGAACGUGGAGGUGGUGGCUUAGAUCAGAAUUGCUGGACUAUACAGUUGAACUUACGAGGUAAAUACCCGGCUGAGUACAUUAUACCGUUUGUGUACACAAACCCGGAUAAUACCAUCAAUUACGAACAAUCGUUGAAUGAGAUCAUAGUCAACCAACUUAAGCAAUCAUGUUUUGUGAUCAACGGCAGCGCCAAGCCAAUCAUGAAUCUAAGCGAAUCAAACUCUAAAUUGCUUUGGAAUUCGAUUGUCACCAGAAAUCUUGGCCAAUUCACUAGCUUGAAUAAGAAAAUUAUCCCCAAACAGUUUCAAAGAAUUCCCGUAAAGAUUUACAUCCCUGGAUCUACCACGGUAAUUCAAGCACCUAUACAUGCAUAUGAAGAUGACAAACCCGUUACCCUAAGUCGAGUUCUACAACGAGAAUUACCUAAUCUAUUUACAAAUGAUGUAAAACUAGCCCGUACAUACAUACAUGGCAUUGAUAUCAGUUCAAUCAUGGAUAUGCCAUUGCACGACAUUUGGACUAUCUUUAGACAUCUAGAUAAUUUUCUCUAUAUUAUAAUUAUUGCUAUGUCGUAA
Molecule: messenger RNA, 879 nt
Organism: Spathaspora passalidarum NRRL Y-27907
Lineage: Eukaryota; Fungi; Ascomycota; Pichiomycetes; Serinales; Debaryomycetaceae
Exons: 1
Coding region: 1-879 (292 amino acids)
Biological process (GO): C-terminal protein lipidation; autophagy of mitochondrion; nucleophagy
Cellular component (GO): Atg12-Atg5-Atg16 complex; phagophore assembly site membrane; cytoplasm
Source: RefSeq, a predicted model, not a curated record